Nicotiana tabacum (common tobacco) is the source of this 744-nucleotide messenger RNA. The record is from RefSeq and is a predicted model, not a curated record. NCBI's taxonomy places the organism in Eukaryota, Viridiplantae, Streptophyta, Magnoliopsida, Solanales, Solanaceae.
AUGGAGCAGUUGCAAGAGGGUUUUCGUUUUCGUCCUACAGAUUCAGAACGACUUAUGUUUUUGUUGAGAUUCAUUGCUAAACAAGAGAUGAAUGAUUCUGGAUUUAUCACAACAAACAUCGACGUCUAUGGCAGAGAAGAACCCUGGGAAAUUUACAAUCACGGCGUAUCCUGUGGUAAUGAAGAUAAUGCGGACUACAGCAGUAACUAUCGCUAUUUCAUUACAAAGCUGAAGAAGAAAAACAAGGCGAGGCAUAAUCUAGAGGUUGGAAAUAAAGGGAGUUGGAAACAACAAGAUAAGGGUAAAUCAGUUCACUACAAAAAUACGGGAAAUUCAUCUUCUGUGGUUAUUGGAUGCAAAAAGAGCUUGUGUUACGUGAAUAAAGAUCAGUGCUAUAAUCAGAGCGAUGGACAUUGGCUAAUGAAGGAGUACGAGCUUUCUAAUGUUAUUCUUCAGAAAUUCGACGAAGAUUGUAGAGAUUAUGUUCUUUGUGCCAUCAAAAGGAAGUCAUGUUCUACUGAUUAUAUUGAGCGGCCAUUGGCAAGGGUGCAGUAUCAAGUGAAUGAUUUGGGGGACUAUAUGCAGAGCAAUUCAGGGCAUUAUGUGGAAUCUGAAACGGACAUGACGACACAGAACGAGACGGUGAAUAUUGUCGAGCAGCAGAGGAACCAGAGGUCAGUUAUUAAUAAGAGUGAUGAAUUCUAUCAGAUGUUGGCACAAAACGAAGCUUUUGAGUUCUAUUGA